AUGAACCCACUUAACAUUUUCAACACUUACUGUCUCUACUUUUUGGCAGCGCCAACCGCGACCACCAACACGAAAGCGUCGGCAACCUUCCAGUAUCGCAAUCGAGUUGCUGCAACAACAGUAGACAACAAUAUGACCAACAACAACCACAGCAGCGCUAAAUACAAUUUGAAAUGGACAAUUCGCAGCGCUUGGCAGGCGGCAUCACCGCUUCACGCACCCACUCGCAACGGUCGCGUGGAUGGCGUGUCACAUGUGCUCAUUCAUCACACCGCAACACCAGCGGCCGCAUGUCGACGCAACGCCAACGCAUGUGCAGCCACCGUACGCGCCACACCACGCACGCAUCAGCAGGGACGCGGUUGGGAUGACAUCGGUUACAAUUUCCUAAUCGGUGGCAGUGAUGACCGCGCCGAGAUUUAUGAAGGGCGUGGCUUCGACGUUGUGGGGGGGACACAUGCUGUCGACUACAAUGCGCGGAGUGUUGGAAUCGCUCUAAUUGGCGAUUGGACAGACACUCUACCGCCUAGCGCUAUGUUGGUUAAACUGCAGAAACUUAUAAUUUACGGCGUGCAAGUGGGUUACAUUCACCGAAGCUAUGCACUGCCAGGCCAUCGCCAAGUGAAAGGCACAUACUGUCCGGGUAACCGCCUGUGCAAUGAGUUGAAAGAGUGGGCGCACUAUGCGCCAUCAUGCCACAUGAACGUGGAUGAAAGGAAAAAGUAA
Messenger RNA from Rhagoletis zephyria (snowberry fruit fly), 726 nucleotides. RefSeq names its product peptidoglycan-recognition protein SB1-like. NCBI's taxonomy places the organism in Eukaryota, Metazoa, Arthropoda, Insecta, Diptera, Tephritidae. Gene Ontology annotation, molecular function: zinc ion binding; N-acetylmuramoyl-L-alanine amidase activity. The record is from RefSeq and is a predicted model, not a curated record. Gene Ontology annotation, biological process: peptidoglycan catabolic process.